AUGUCUCGAUUCUUUCACGGCGAUAGCUCCAGCGAGAGCAGCUCCGACGAGGAGGAAUUGUACUCUGAGGAGGAGCAAGAGAACGCAGAGGACAGCGAAGAUGAAAGCAGCGAGGAAGAAGAGGAGGGAUACGAUGAUGACUCCAGCAGCGACGAAGAGGGAGGCCGCACGGGUGCCAGCAGAUUCUUGCGAGAGGCAUCCGACGAGUCAGAAGAAAGCGACGAGGAGAAAGUCACAGUCGUCAAAUCCGCCAAGGACAAGCGAUUCGACGAACUCGAGGGUACUACCCGACUGAUCGAGAAUGCCGAGAAAAUCAGCGACUGGAACGCUAUCAACGAACAGUACGACAAGAUGAACCGGCAACUCCCUACCCUCAUUCGCGACCUUGACGGCAAGCCACCGAAGAUGUACAUCAAGACCAUCGCAGAUCUCGAGACCCAGGUCGCCGAGGCUUUCGAGAAGCAAAAGGUCACGCCCGGAAAGAAGAUGAACCCGAUUGCACAGAAGGGCCUGAACGCUCUGCGACAGAAGAUCAGGAAGAACAACCGCGAUUAUGCCACAGAAAUCGAGACGUUCCGGAAAGACCCAGAUGACUACAUGAAGGAGGAGGUUGUAGAGGAGGUUGCACCUGCACCGAAGAAGGCCAAGAAGUCUCUUCUCGCCGCCCAAGAGUCCCUCGAUGCCGGAGACGAUGGGUUCACUAUGGUUGGUGCAGGUGGCAAGGCUAUGGUCUACACCCCAGAGAGUAUUCUCAAACACCUUCGUACCAUUGUCGAGUCGAGAGGUAGGAAGAAUACCGACCGCUUGGAGCAGAUCAAAAUCAUGGAGAAGCUUUCGGACGUUGCGGUCAGCGACUACCAGCGCAUUCGAGUACUCCUCACUUUGAUCGCCACCCGUUUCGACCUUACUUCCGGCACUGGAUCGCAGAUGACACAAGAGCAGUGGAAGCUGGCAUCGCAGGAAAUUGCGCGCCUCCUGUCCAUUCUGGAAGAGAACCGCGGAAUUGUUGUCAUCGAGAACGCCGAGGACUGGGAAGACGAUGAGAAGCAGCCUACUAUCACUCCCGGCGAGGUUUUCAAGAUUCCUGGCAACCUCAUCUCCUUCGCUGAGCGCCUUGACGACGAGCUGACCAGAGUCCUCCAACACAUCGAUCCACACACUGCUGAGUAUGUCGAGCGCCUGACGGAUGAAGGCAUUCUGUACACCAACAUCGUCCGCGCCAUGAUCUACGCCGAGCGCCUCAAAUCGGAGCCCAAGCUGGACGCAUCCCAAGACAACAUCAACCGCAUCGUCAUGCGUCGACUCGAGCACGUCUACUUCAAGCCGUCCCAAGUUGUCGGCAUUCUCGAGGAGAACACCUGGAAAGACAUUCACGAAAAGUAUGACUCCAAGAUCACGCCGCGAACACAAGCCAAGGACAUCACCACCCUCGUCCGAACACUCGCCUCAUACCUCUUCCAACAUGCUGAGGGCAUCAUCAAGGGUCGUGCCUUGCUUUGCGAGAUCUAUUUCCUGGCCCUGCACGACCAAUACUACAAGUCUAGGGACAUGAUGCUCAUGUCACAUCUCCAAGAGACGAUCGGAAGCUUCGACGUCAACACCCAAAUCCUCUACAACCGAACCCUCACCCAAGUCGGCCUGUGCGCCUUCCGUGCUGGUCUCGUCUACGAGUGCCAGACUGCUCUGCAAGAUAUUUGCGGUAGCCAGAGGCAAAAGGAACUGCUUGCACAAGGCCUGCAAAUGCAACGCUACUCUCAAAUCACCCCAGAGCAAGAGCGUCUCGAGAGACAGAGACAACUGCCAUUCCACAUGCACAUCAAUCUCGAGCUGCUGGAGUGCGUCUACCUGACCUGCUCCAUGUUGCUUGAAAUUCCAACGCUCGCCCAGUCUGGCAGCUCGCCCGAUCUUAAGAAGCGUGUCAUCUCCAAGUCUUACCGCCGCAUGCUCGAGUACCACGAGCGCCAGAUCUUCACCGGCCCUCCUGAGAACACCCGCGACCACGUCAUGCAGGCUUCGAAAGCCCUCGCAGCAGGCGAGUGGAAAAAGGCCGCCGACUUCAUCACCACCAUCAAGAUCUGGGACCUUCUGCCAAAGGCUGCCGAGAUCAAGAAGAUGCUCGAAGUGCAGAUCCAAGAAGAGGGUCUGCGAACCUACCUCUUUACCUACGCCCCCUUCUACGACACCCUCAGCAUCGACAACCUGGCCGGCAUGUUCGACUUGGAGCCUCGCAAGGUCGCUGCGAUAGUCUCGAAGAUGAUCCACCACGAGGACCUCGCCGCGGCUCUCGACCAGGUCAACAGCGCCAUCAUCUUCCGCAAGGGUGUCGAGCUCAGCAGACUGCAGAGUCUCUCCCUUACCCUCAGCGACAAGGCACAAGGUCUCAUCGAGGCCAACGAGAGAGUACUGGAGCAGCGAACGCAAGGCACCGCAAACGCCUUCGAGCGUCAAGGUGCACAGCGCGGCGGUCGUGGUGGCAGAGGUGGUGGUGGUCGCGGCGGUCGGGGUAUGCCACGGAGAGGUGGUGGCACUGGGUUCACGGGCGGUGCGCUUGGUAAUGCAAUCAGGGCGCAGUAG
Molecule: messenger RNA, 2574 nt
Organism: Zasmidium cellare ATCC 36951
Lineage: Eukaryota; Fungi; Ascomycota; Dothideomycetes; Mycosphaerellales; Mycosphaerellaceae
Exons: 1
Coding region: 1-2574 (857 amino acids)
Biological process (GO): translational initiation
Cellular component (GO): eukaryotic translation initiation factor 3 complex
Molecular function (GO): RNA binding; translation initiation factor binding; translation initiation factor activity
Source: RefSeq, a predicted model, not a curated record